AUGUCCGGCGCCGAAGCUGCAAUAGCUGGAGUGGGUUUUCUGUGCAAUGCGAUGCAAAUCGUCACUUUCGGUCGAGAUGUCCUCCAAGUCUGCCGUCAAAUUCGUGCCAGCAGUUCUCCCGACCCGAAUCUGCAAGGAUACCUAAAAAGCGCCGAGGCUUGCUUCAGCCAGAGAAAGGCUUAUUUUGAUCAGAUGAAGGCUUCCGCUUCAGCAGCCUCUCAAGCCCAGGGUUUGAACAGCGACCUACAACACAUUAUUGAAGUUGGUAAGAAGCUAGACGACUCUAUGGAUGAACUACAAUCCAAAUUCGCCAAGCUUCAUCUCAAUAGUGCUUCUAAAGGUGGAAUUCGAGGGUCGGCGCGAACGGUAAAGAAGGCUGUCGCAUCUAUGUGGCAAUCCAAUCAACUCAAAAGUCUUGAGGAAAAUGUCAAGAGAUACGAAAGUCUUCUCCAUGGUGUCAUGGUUCAUAAUAUAUGCAAUCAGCUUCAAGCCGCUAAGAUUCAGACAUCCAAGUCAUUCCAUCAACUCAACCAAGAUCUACAAUCAUUCAUCACAAAGCUGGCUGACGGAUGUACCAAGCUCUCCGAGCUCUCACUCGCCUCACUUGAAACGCGAGAUCGAGUUACUCAAGAGCACGAAACAACUCGCACAGCCAUAAAUCAAGGCUUUACUUCCACGCAAGGCGCCGUCUCAAGUAUGCACAACUCAAUGUCGCAGCGCCUUCAAGAAUCAGCACAACGUGAUCUAAGCAGUGACUUGAAGAAACGCCAUGAACGACUACUUGAUAGUCUUAGAUUCUCUGAAAUGAACAGCCGCAAAAAUCAAGUAUCCGAGAACUACCCCGGUACCUUUCUUUGGGUGUUUAAGAAAAAGUCUGACGGUAGUCAAACUCAACGCGUUAGUCGUGCAGAGACAUACAACAAAGAUGGAGAUAUACAUAUGAACGACGCAUCAACUUCGGCCCCUGGCACGGGUUCACAAAGCCCUGUCAGCUUUCCCUCUUGGUUAGAAUGCGACGCAAACCUAUUUUGGAUCAGCGGUAAGCCGGCCUCGGGGAAAAGCUCGCUCAUGAAGUUUCUCGCAACGAAUUCCCUGACAAUUGAACAUCUGAGGAUAUGGCAGCGCAGUAUACAGAUGUCGGAUGGCAAGUUACGCAUCAUCACUCAUUAUUUCUGGAAGGCUGGAGAAUCAUUACAGAACAACAUACAAGGCAUGAUGCUUUCUCUUCUACAUCAAGUGCUCAACAAGGACCUUUGUCUCGCUCAGCGACUCUGGGAAGAUCAAGAGAAUGUUUCCGAUAAGCGAGCAUAUGGAGACUGGAGUCUCAAAGAGCUAAGACACGCUCUAUGUCGCACAAUACGGUCUUCAGGAGACGCUUUCUGCAUAUUUCUGGAUGGGACGGAUGAGGCAAAAGAGUUAGAGCACCUAUCGUGGCGUGAUAGGGGAAAUUCCCAGAUCAUUCAUGACUUACUCUGUCUUAGCAAUGUCAAGAUAUGUGCCUCUAGCAGGGAAGAGCACCCAUUCUGCUUAUUCUUCGAAGGCAUGCCCCGUUUGAGAAUUCACCUGCUUACUUAUGGCGAUAUUUAUCGUUUUGCGGAGAACAAACUGGAAAGCUCAUCGGUGGAUUGUAACUACCGAGGUCACAUUCUGCGAACCAUUGUGGAGAAAGCAAAUGGUGUCUUCUUAUGGGUCGUUUUAGUUCUCGAUAGCGUCAAUCGAGCAAUACGAUCAGGUACAGCAAGCACCGACGAAAUACAGGAGCGACUCGAACAGACUCCUGCCGAUUUGACUGAUCUCUUGAUCGACAUGUGGGAGCGACCAGGAGAUGAUGCCAAGCUAUCAAGCUACAAGACUGACGCCUCGCGCUACUUUAGCCUUGUUGUUACUGCCAAGAGAAUGGAAGAGGAUAUUGGUUGGGAACAUGUUUCUGGUUUUCCCCAUCACAUGAAUUCUAUACUCGUUAUAGCUACGGCUCUAGAGGAUGAGCCAGUAACAUCAAUAAUUCACAAGGGUCGUUCCAUACAGGCAGAAGAGCUUCAGGACAGAUGUUCGAGGGUAGCAAACCGAUUGCGAUUGAUUAGCCGUGGGCUACUAGAGACAACGACAAGUGCAAAUUGGGACUGCAAAGGAGAUCCGCGCUUAAUGGAUUACAACAAACAAAGGAUCAAUUUCAUUCAUAGAUCCGCUUUCGACUUCAUCACGGAUACGCAAUUCGGUCGCGAGCGUUUGAGUAGCUGUCAAUGGUCUCCAGUUGAGCAGGUUUCCAGGUUGCUUGGAGGCCAUCUUGUCAGAUCUCGAUUUCUCAAGACUGUCUUGUUUGAGACCGCCACUGCUGUUUACAACAUCACCAUCAAGUACUUACUUGAGGGCGUCGGACCCGCUGAUCCGCCAAAGAACGGUCUGACUUCUUCCAAUGGUCAGGACACUGCGCAAACUUAUGAACAGACUUAUGGAGGUCGUAUUAUUGGGAGCGUCUUGCCUCCCAUCAACGUUCCUCUCACUGGAGGGGCCACCCACGGUAUCGUUAGAGUCCCUGCUUCUCAGGAGGGCGCGAUUGUUCCACUCUCGACAGUCAAGAUCUCUUUCGACAGCGAGUUCAUCAAGCUUGUCGAUGCCUACUACGCAGGCGACUCCAUCUUUUGGACGAUCUCUUGGGAGAAGCUCCCGACUGAGGAGGGCAAGAACCCCCAGUCUGUGGACGUCAUCACUAGCAUCCCGCACACUCAGUUUGGAGGCUUGACUUCUUGGACCCGUAUUGUCCAGCCGUACACUGUUGUUUUUUAUGUCCUUGAGAAGUAG
Fusarium pseudograminearum CS3096 is the source of this 2799-nucleotide messenger RNA. RefSeq lists its product as uncharacterized. The transcript is spliced from 2 exons. Lineage: Eukaryota; Fungi; Ascomycota; Sordariomycetes; Hypocreales; Nectriaceae. The record is from RefSeq and is a predicted model, not a curated record. The coding region runs from base 1 to 2799 and encodes 932 amino acids.